AUGUUAAGUGAGAUUGCCUCUGUCUAUGAUCCCUAUGGAUUUGCAGGCCCAUUUAUCUUGCAUGCAAGAGGAUUACUUCAAGGACUGACCGCCAUGAAACUUGGUUGGGAUGAUCCUAUUCCAGAUAAGUAUAGGGUCAGGUGGCUAAAAUGGAAAGCAGAACUUCUUCAGAUGGGAGACGUCAAAAGCAGUCGUUGUUAUAGACCGUAUGAUUUUGGACAAAUGACAGAAGCUCAACUCCAUCAUUUUUGUGAUGCGUCGCAGAAGGUUUACGGAGUAGUGACGUAUCUUCGUAUGAAGAAUGAUCAGGGGCAAGUCGACUGCAACAUAGUCCUCGCCAAAUCACGUCUGUCACCCCUUAAGAAGAUAACUGUACCAAGAUUGGAACUCUUGGCUGCAACUCUCGCCGUAACGAUGGAUGGAAUGAUAAAAAGGGAACUUGAUCUUCAACUGAAGGAAUCAGUCUUCUGGACUGAUAGUGCCAUUGACAAGCAAUUUAAUACCUUCGUCGCUAAUAGAGUUGCAACCAUAAGAGAUGGGUCAGUUCCUUGGCAGUGGAGACAUGUGAGCUCAGACUUAAACCCCGCUGAUGACAUCACUCGCGGAUUAACUCCAAGAGAAUUAAAUGGAAGAUGGAUGACAGGACCAGAAUUCCUGUUUGCUGACAAUGACCAGUGGCCUAGAUGUAUUGAGCUUAAUAAACAGGACAAAUUGGACAAUGACCCAGAGGUCAAACGAGAUCGUGAUCAGGGAGUGUUUUCAUAUGCACACUCAGAAGACACAAUUGAGGAAUUGAUGUUACGAUAUUCCUUAUGGUACCGUUUGAAGAAGGCUGUGGCAUACAUCUUGAGGCUCAGGAAUUACUUCAGAUGUAAAGCAGGUCACAGGGUCAAGGUUGAUACAACUUGCAUGAAUCACCCUUUGUCGUUGGCAGAGAUGAAUGGAGCAGAGGAAGCUGUAAUACGAUAUAUGCAGAAGAAGCAUUUCAAGACUGAGUAUCAGUGCCUUGAAGGAAUUUCCCAAACCAAAGGGGGAAAUGACAAGUCAGUGAAGCCGACGAAAUUGAAGUUAAGGAAGUCAAGUUCCUUGUCAAGACUCAAUCCAGAAAUGACUGAUAAUGGACUCAUUCGUGUAGGGGGUCGACUGAAGCAUAGUACUGUGGGUAAAGGUAGCAGGCACCCAUUUAUUCUCCCUAAGAAACAUCAUGCGGUGGAGCUUCUCGUGAGGCAUUAUCAUGAACUGACUGGUCAUUCUGGACAGGAACACGUCUUGGCUCAGAUGAGAGAACACUGCUGGAUAGUUGGAGGACGUUCUACUGUGAAGGAGGUGUUACACAAAUGUUUUGUGUGCAAGCGACAAUCAUCGCAGCCCAUGCAGCAGAAGAUGUCCGACCUCCCUUCUGAGAGAAUUACCCCUGAUAAACCACCAUUUACAUUUGUAGGGGUAGAUUGUUUUGGACCGUUUACUGUAAAGCAGGGACGAAAGGACAAUAAGAGAUAUGGAUGCAUCUUCACAUGCUUGGUAUUAAGAGCCAUCCAUAUUGAGAUUCUUCACUCAAUGGACACAGAUUCUUUUAUCAAUGGUCUGGAAAGAUUCAUCUCGAGAAGAGGGAGACCAGAAGUAAUCUGGUCAGACAAUGGCAGCAACUUUGUAGGAGCAGAGAGGGAACUCGAGAAGGAAUCAAGAGCUGGAAUCGACAUCAGAUUCAUCAAUCUUUACUUCAGAAGUUACCUGGAAGUUCAACCCACCUACAGCAUCUCAUAUGGGAGGUGCAUGGGAACGCCAAAUAAGGACUGUACGUAA
Molecule: messenger RNA, 1803 nt
Organism: Lytechinus pictus (painted urchin)
Lineage: Eukaryota; Metazoa; Echinodermata; Echinoidea; Temnopleuroida; Toxopneustidae
Exons: 1
Coding region: 1-1803 (600 amino acids)
Molecular function (GO): nucleic acid binding
Source: RefSeq, a predicted model, not a curated record